This is a messenger RNA of Penaeus monodon (black tiger shrimp), 531 nucleotides long. RefSeq lists its product as uncharacterized. The transcript has 2 exons. The record is from RefSeq and is a predicted model, not a curated record. The coding region runs from base 1 to 531 and encodes 176 amino acids. Lineage: Eukaryota; Metazoa; Arthropoda; Malacostraca; Decapoda; Penaeidae.
AUGGAUGCAAGCUUCACCAAUAUGGACAAAUCUUACCAUAAUUUGUCGCUUUCAUUGGCAAUUGCAGUUGUGGCCGACCAGACCUCACACGUCACCAUCAGUCUCGACGGUGCUCCUGCUCUCAUCACAGUUCCUUUCACUACACGCGCACUUUAUACCACCAUCAGCAUACCUACUACACACAGCCUUCCUACCAUCCACAACCUUCCUACCACCCUGCUCCCGCUUAUCACCCACAGCCUUCCUAUGACCGAGUAUCACUACGAGAAGCUCCUCCCCCUCUAUGCUGACGUAGCCGAACUCAUCGCCGAGUUGUCUGUGGACCGACCAAACACCCUGGAUAAGGAAACUUACUUGUGCCCAUCAGAGACCGCUUACAUCCUGCCCCUUCGUGCCCAGAACAGCAUUCUUCCGUCCUCUGUUCCUGACUGCUACAAGACCAAGUGUCUGCGGAAGUUCAUCUACCACCGCUUCCUUGUCUACGACCUAUAUGAUCAGUACUUCCUCUUCGCCGCCGGGGUUUUGAAAUAG